This is a messenger RNA of Cynoglossus semilaevis (tongue sole), 3426 nucleotides long. RefSeq names its product ClpB family mitochondrial disaggregase (gene clpb). Gene Ontology annotation, molecular function: ATP binding; protein binding; ATP hydrolysis activity. NCBI's taxonomy places the organism in Eukaryota, Metazoa, Chordata, Actinopteri, Pleuronectiformes, Cynoglossidae. The transcript is spliced from 17 exons. Gene Ontology annotation, cellular component: cytoplasm; mitochondrion. The record is from RefSeq and is a predicted model, not a curated record. Gene Ontology annotation, biological process: cellular response to heat. The coding region runs from base 267 to 2306 and encodes 679 amino acids.
CGCCACUUCCCACGAGGCCAAUGGAACGCAGAAACGGGAAUGGAAGCGAUCGAUAAACGACAUUUCCCGGCAUGCUCUUCGGGUCCUGGUGACAUCCUUGGUGCAUGAGGUGUUGUGUUUUCGUUCAGCUCAUGUUUAUAGAAAUGUACGACUGACUUUAGAGGAACAGACUGAAAUAAGCGGAGCCUUGGAUAUCGUUUCACCCCCAGCUUUGAUGUCAGACUGAAGAAUCGCCCACCGGUUAUAUUUUCGGUGAGUUAAGUGCCAUGUUAUCAUCUGUACCCACCAGGCUUCUUGCGCGAAGGUCGCGCAGCCUGUCACCGUGUAGUCGCGUUCUCCAGACCAGCACAGGCGGCGCCAACUGUCAGAGCAUCCGAGAGUCACCUGCGCAAAAUAACCGCAACCCCCUGGUGUCCACCUCCCGGGUUUCCAGGAGGGGGAUUUUGGCCGAGGAGGCAGCUGGAACCAGUGUCAAUCCGUCGGUGCAGUAUCAUCACCUCGCCCCUAGAUGGCUGUCCAGUUUGGAGAACCGCCGGAACUCAUGGGCAGCUCUAGCCAGCAGGGGUCGCCACAACAAUCGUUACUGGGAGGAGAGCGGCCGCGGCGAGAAAGGGGAAGGCCAGGAAACAGGUGGAGGAGCCAGACCGUUUGGAGCAGCCUCUGCCGGUGUGCUUUCUGCCGCAGCUGUGGCCUUUUGUUUAAGGAAAGAGUCGGAUAAGAAAGGCGAGAAUCUUCUGGAAGCAGCCAGGACGAACAAUAUUGAAGAUGUGACCAGGAUGCUUAAGGAAGGCGUGGAUCCAAACAUUCGCCAUCGUCUUGGUUGGACUGCGCUGAUGGAGGCGGCCAUGAACCGACGGCAUGGUGUGAUCAAGGCUCUUCUGGAAGCCGGUGCUGAUCCAAAUGCUGGCGAUCAAUUCAACAAUGUUUACGACACAUCACGAGAGAAAGGCAUCCACUCCCUGGAAGUUCACGUGUCAAGAGAGGACGAGUUCAGCAACAGGCUCAGCAGCCGGGCUGGUUUCCGUGGUUGCACCGCGCUACACUACGCCACGCUGGCAGAUGACCUGCUCAGUGUCCGCAUGCUGCUGGAGGCUGGUGCCAACCCCCUGCAGUCCAACUCUCUGGGACACACAUCACGGGCUUAUGCCAAAGAAGGAGAAGUGGGAACAGCAUUGCUGGAGUGGGAGGGAAAAUUUAAGGAGAUCAAGGCCCGACGGGAGGCAGAGGAGAGGAGGCGCUUCCCCCUGGAACGGAGGCUGAAGGAGCACAUCAUCGGCCAGGAGGGGGCCAUCAACACAGUGGCGUCAGCCAUCAGGAGGAAGGAGAAUGGUUGGUACUACGAAGAGCAUCCCCUGGUUUUCCUCUUCCUGGGAUCAUCAGGAGUCGGAAAGACGGAGCUGGCUAAACAGGUGGCCCGCUACUUACACAAGGACAUGAAGAAGGGUUUUAUCCGCAUGGACAUGUCUGAAUUCCAGGAAAAACACGAGGUAGCAAAGUUCAUUGGCUCUCCACCGGGCUAUGUAGGACAUGAAGAAGGAGGUCAGCUGACCAAGUUGUUAAAGGCUUGUCCCAAUGCAGUUGUGCUGUUUGACGAGGUGGACAAAGCCCACCCUGACGUCCUGACCGUCAUGCUGCAGCUCUUCGACGAGGGUCGUCUCACAGAUGGCAAGGGGAAGACCAUCGAGUGCAAAGACGCCAUCUUCAUUAUGACGUCCAACGUCGCCAGCGAGAAAAUCGCCCAUCAUGCGCUGCAGCUUCGGCAGGAAGCCGAGGAGAUCAGCCGCAAAAAACUGGCGGACAACCUUGAGGACGUCCAGAAGAGUGAAGACAUCACAAUCUCCCGUCAGUUUAAAGAUGCGGUGAUUCAGCCAAUCCUGAAGGCUCAUUUCCGAAGGGAUGAGUUUCUGGGUCGGAUCAAUGAAAUCGUAUACUUCCUGCCUUUCUGUCAUUCGGAGCUGCUGCAGCUGGUCAGCAAGGAGCUCAACUUCUGGGCCAAGAAGGCCAAACAGCGGCAUGACAUCACUCUUCAGUGGGAUCGUCCAGUGCUGGACCUGUUGGCAGCAGGAUACAAUAUGCACUACGGAGCACGUUCCAUCAAACAUGAGGUGGAGCGACGGGUCGUCAACCAGUUGGCUGCGGCAUACGAGCAGGAGCUGCUGCCCAAAGGCUGCACCCUGCGCUUGGCCGUGCAGGCAGAUGCAACAGAGCAACAGAAGAAUAAACUGGGUCUGCGUCUGGAGGUGGUGGGAGAGGACAGUUCUUCCAGAACCCUGGACAUCCAUCCACCAAUCAGCCCUGAACACUGAACAGGACAAAGGACUCAUCUCAUCAUCUUCAUCACUGUUUCACACGUCAGUAUGGCCACAGAUUUAUGAAGAAUGUCACUCCACAAAUCUAUUAACAUAUGACAUGUGCUUGAAGAAUAACGACAGAAUAUAUUUUAUCCAAUCACAUUCAGCCGUUACCUCACUCAUAGUCUAGCUAUAGGCUAAAUAUUUAGAUAUUAUUGCCGUAUAUUCCGGCCGUACCCGUUAAAUUUAAAAAGAAAAAGAAAUAAUUGUACAUACAUAGGCCGCACUUCUCUAUAGUGUCCACUUGGGGAUAUUUACAGAGAAAGAUUUUUUUUUUCAGUUUUUUCGAACCGUGCCUGUAACACGACUGGUUACAGGUUAGCUCUUUCCUGUUGCGUAUUCCCCACCAUAGUUGGAGUGCACAGGGGAGACCUAGUGAUCUGCUCCAGGACUGAAGCUAACGUUAGCUCCGGGGCUAACUCCCUUCACUUUGUGCUUGUCCGCAGGCUUCUCAACUUUCGCUACCGUUCUCUCUCACGCACGCGCCCCAGGUACAUAUACGUACUCAGCCAUUCACAGUUGGACAUACGCUACUAGUAUAACCCAUAGUUGUCUACCAGAGAAAUCCUUGAUUGCUAGCGGUAUGAUUUGUUAGCCCCUUUUUAAUCCAUAAAUUAGCCGCAGGGUUCAAAGCGUGUGGAAAAAGUAGCGGCUUAUAGACCGGAAAUUACGGUAUGUUGAAUAAAAAGUUGGGAACAUUAGAAACUACUUUGGGCAAAGAUGGAAUUGGAGUCCAAAAAAAAAAAAAAAAAAUUGGUCAUGAAAUAUUGAAUAGAAUAAUAUUACAUAGUUUAAUAUAUAAUAGAUGGACUGUGUCUACACUCAGAUGCACAUGUGACAUGCAGAGAAACCCCCUCACCGGUAGAGACUACACUGACGAAUGUCUGCAGACGAUAAGAGCUGUUUAAUUAUCACCAUUAAUAUCUCGGAGAAUGGAGAAUGUGCAGCAGUCAGUGUGAGUUGUGAGGAAAUAAAAGUGCUCUGUGAGUAUUUUCUGUUGAUGCAUGUUCAUGUGAAAUAAAAAUAAAUUGAAAAUCUGCUCCGGUGCUUCGUGCUUCGUCUGUAAUGGUUAAAA